GGCAGAAUCAAAUCUCCGCAUAUACCAACGGCGCAAAUCUAAUUGACCACUCUGCUAGCGAGUAAAAUUGAAUCGAUAUUAUGGCUAGCGUGGGAACCAUCGGCAACCAGUGGGGGCACAUUAGUGGGAAGCUCGAAGCGUUGUCAUCCCAAGGACAGGAUUCGCGGGAGCAGCUACAGCUUCUAAGAACGACCAAUGAAAAACUGGACGAACGAGUGAAGGAACUCAGCACCAGAAAGCUCCUCCUCCAGCAGUUACUCUCACGUUUGGAGGCAGAUGCGAGACGGAAGGCAGCUGAGAGUGAACUUCAAGCGGAAAAAACCAGUGGCACUCGGGAGCGACUACACAAAGCUUUGAGCCGCAAGCGGGAACUAGUUUUCGCAAAUACGUGGAUGAAGGCCGGUCUCACUUGCGCAUCCCUUCAUCAUAUCACGAAUCUGAGAAAGGGCGUUGAUGCUUUGAUGAUGGCGAUGGCCUCCAAAGACAAUUACCUCUGUGCCACUUUGGGUGGGUCUCUAGCGGAUCGUCAGCGAUCCACCACAGUCAUGAAAGAACUGAAAAAUGGAGAAAUGCUAAUGUCAAGCUGUCUAGCGGCUCUUGCGAAGGAGAAAAGCAUGAUGCCACCUGCGCGGUUGACUCUUGAGGAGAAACAUGCACUUCUCAAGGCGAUCGUGUCCGAUUCGGAUCUUCUGUCGAAUGAUGACAGGAGGCUCCUUCUGGCAUUCAGAAGAUGUGUCUUAUUGAAAGUGUACGCCCUUCACGGUGGAAUGACUGCACCGCACAGUGACGAAAAGGAUAUGCGAAGGCUAAUCGAACAAGUGACGCAACAUGCAAGGGCUGGUUUCCGAAAUGCCGUGGAGGCGGACGACCUGAAUUCUGAUACGAGGCCAACUCAACACUCCGUUUCAAAAGCCUGUGCUGAGCCAUAUCAGAGAAACGCACCCGCGGAUCCUCAGCGGCUCAGUUCCAAUGCAUCGGAACUCACGCGAUACGACAUCGCUGUCGCUGAGAGUUCCGACAUACACUGCGGGCCAAGAAACACGACACGCCUUGAAAACACAUCUUUGCUAUAACGCUGUUGUUGAACAUUCAGCACGCUUACGCAGACACCGAAACAAACAAGUUUUCCUCCGGAAACUCUCAUUUUUGAAUUUGAGUCUCUCAAGCAUGCACCGAAUAAGACCCCAAACCAAGGGAUAGCAGCUUCGACGAGUCUAUAACCGGUAUCUACCGUAGAGAGACGAACACACG
Molecule: messenger RNA, 1251 nt
Organism: Toxoplasma gondii ME49
Lineage: Eukaryota; Apicomplexa; Conoidasida; Eucoccidiorida; Sarcocystidae
Exons: 7
Coding region: 81-1073 (330 amino acids)
Source: RefSeq, a predicted model, not a curated record